GUUUCUUCUACCCAGAAUGCUGCAGUGAGAGGAAGUUGUCUAUGCUUACGCUGAAGCUCAGGGCUGUCCGUCCACUCGAUCAGUAUAACAGCACAGAGAGGACGAGGAGCGCACACAGGAGCGAAGAGACAGCGGUGAGGGGCGAAGAUGGCGAUGCGGCGCGGUCUGAGCGAGAAGACCUCAUUAAAACGAAGAAUGUCAACGAAGAGAAUGGCGUCGACCUGCUCAGAUGAAAGAGCAGAUCGCAACGGUGAGAACAUGGAAUCAGAACGACUGGAUAAAAGAUGAUGGAAUUUCAUUCAGUCUCAUGCCAUAUAAAUGUUCCUGAUCUCCUGAACGUCAGAGAAAGAUGAGGAAAAGGAUUUUUGCCAUGACGUUUGCCUGAGGAGGAAACGGCAGCAAAAUUUCAAGGAAGGGAAGACUACUCUAACCAAUUCUGGACAGUCAAGUGGAGACACUACUGCUUAAUGAGGAAGAUGGCGGCUCAUAUUUUGCUUUUGGAUUUGGAAAGAAAGACAUUUUAUUUGUUUGUGAUUUGCUAUGAUGUUUUACUUCAUUCGCUGAUGUACAAAUGUAUGUAUUGUGUCAUUUUAAUGCAUUGUUGUUUUAAUGAAAUGCCUGUAUUUCAAAAUUUAAAAAUGCUUUUUUUUUGUUGCCUUUUUUAAAAGAAAAAUAAAAAAGUUUCGUGAUUGAACUAUAUCAAGUUGCACUUAUUGGAUGGAAAAUAAAAAUGACGUUUCGCAAAAUAUUUACUUUGCGGUUUACGUCCAAGCGUCCAACACAGGUUCAACUUUUUUUCUUUAAAAAAAAAAAAAACAAAACAAAACAAAAAAAGCUAUUUUAUUUACUUACCGAACUAUGAAUUAACAAGCUAUGUGAUAUUUUCAAAUUUUAAUGACUUAGUUUUGUCUUUAACUGCCCUUAACGGCUCGUUUUAUUUUUUGCUAGAUUAAUUUGUUCCAUAACUUGAGACUUUCGCAAAUUAUUUUCGAGCUUUAUCUUUUCCAUUCAAGGAUACACCCACAAAUUUCCUGUUGAAUUAAAAUUACGCAUUUGAUCCAGCCUGCAAACUUGGCUCACACAACCGUCCUCUUUCAAAUAUCACGUUUGCAAAGUACAUUACAUAUACAGAGCAGGUGUAAAAGGGUUAAAAUUAAAUUGUCUAAAAUGGUGUCCAGUGUAGUCCAGCACUCACUGCAAAAUGGCAGUCUCUUGUCUCAUUUCCUGUCUAUGCAGGAAGUGAAGGCUUACAGAAAUAAAUGUAUUAACACAAAGAUAAGAACUGCCCUUUAUAACCACCAAUCAGUCGUUAAAAUACAGUACUCUUAGGUUAGCACUAACUUGAGGUAUUAAUCUAUCUGUAAAAUAACUAGUUUUUAUUAAAAAUAAAAGGGGUGGGUCUUUCGUGCAUCACCUGAGCCCUGGGUAAAUGGAGAGAACGUCAAUCAAAGGCUAAGCUCUCAGAGCUGGGAAGGAGCUUUAGAUGGCGGAUGAACCUUGGGAAGGGGAGAGCGUUGAGCCUCGCAGGGCUCUCGAUAGCACUUGUAUCUCAACUUUGGUGAACUUUGAGUGCCUCUAGGGGCACCGUAAUCGCGCGAAUUCGUUCGUUUUAGUACGUUUUGGACUGUAAAGACGUUAAUGCGUACGUUUUGUGACUUUGUUUCGUCGAAAAACGCUGUGGUGUGUGCGUAGAGUGGCCAGUCGUUGUUUUCCCUGCCUUGCACUGGCAGCCAUGGCGGUCCUCCAUUUUUAGUGCGCUCUGCUGGGCUCUUCUCAUACUCUCUCUCCCUCUCUCUCUCCAUUCAAAUAGCCAUCGGUGGAUUACUGCUAUUAUUUUUCUUUUCGAAUAUUAUUCCGAUUGUUAUUUUAAUCUCAAUCUUGGACUCUUUUUGAUUUUUUUUAUUGUUAUGGCCAAAGUAACAAAUCGGAUAUUUUGUCAGAUGUGAAUGUACUACUACAAUCCUCCUCCUGUCAAUGCAAUAGGUAUGUUUACAUCGUUUCUUUUCUAUUGUCGAAUUUAUUUGCUUUCAUCGUUAUGUUUUAAUCGUCCUUUGUCUGAUGACGCAGUAAGAAUUUAUGCAUGUGGCUCUGUGAAUGUAUUGCCUUGAAAUGCCAUCGACACAUGGAUAUUUGACAUCGAAUAGAGUCGAGCAGGUGUCAUUCCAAUUCCGAUGCCUUUUAACUUUAGAAAUACUGUAAAUAUUUAUUUAUUUUAAAUUUUUAGUCAAGCCCAACUUGACUUUUUCCAUGCAUCGCAACGGACUUUUUUUCUUUUGAUGGUUCAUCCAACUUUAAACUUUUGACAGUUAAUACCUGGACAAAAGAUCACCAUUAACAAAUCCCAAGACAAAAUCAUGAUGAAGAAUAAGAGUAAAAAGCAGGAAGAUGAAGGCUCAACUCAAAGCAAUGCUUCCAGAAUUUUCGUCUGAAUUGAUGGCACAGCUUUGAAGCCCCUGCAUAUGUUCCAGACACCAGUGUCUAAAUCGAAAACCCCCUCAAAUCAAUUCAGCAUCAGAGGAAUCUAACCGCUCGGGAUCAGAGUCCGGGAGUCAGUCGGAGAGCGAGCAAGGAAGUGAUAGAGCUCGUUCCCGGCGUUCCGAGUCCAACAGCACCUCCGAUUCUGAGAGCCACUUUGAGUCAGGGAGUGAAUCCACUGGGUCCAAAUCCCGUCAGACCUCAACACAGGCCAAAGACAAACCAGUCCGGAAGAAAGACAACCUGGCAGACGUGAAGAAGAUGUGGGAGGAACAUCCAGAUAUUUAUGGUGUUAGAAGAUCCAGUCGCAGCAGACAAGAGCCUGCCCGCCUCAACAUCGGAGCUGAGGGCAGCAGUGAUUCAGAGGGGGAAAGUCCCAAAAGAAAAAGCUCACGGCAGAAAAAGAAAGAAAAUACCUGGAAAGAUGAUGACUCAAAAGACGAAGAGGAUGUUGAGGAAGAGGCCAGCAGUUCAGAGAGUGAGCAGGAAGAGAAAAAAGUUAGAUCCAGACGACUUCCUGCUAGAAGACCACAGACCAAAUCAUCUGCUGGCAAGCAGCAGCCACAAAAGGGCCGGAAACAGAGGAAGCAGGAAUCCUCGGAUGAAGAAGAUGAGGAUGAUGACGAUGAUGAGGAAGAGGAGGAGGAUACCCCAAAGAGACAAACAAGGCGGCGAACAGCAACUAAAGUCAGUUACAAGGAGGACCAGAAUGAUUUCGAGACCGACUCUGAUGACCUUAUCGAAAUGGCAGAAGGAGCCGAGGAGCAACAGGAUGACGACAGUGAGACCAUCGAGAAGGUCCUUGAUACCAGGAUUGGCAAGAAAGGAGCUACCGGAGCUUCCACAACCCUCUAUGCUAUUGAGGAAAAUGGGGACCCUGGAGCAGACUUUGACCCUGAGAAAGAGGAAGGGGAAACUCAGUUCCUCAUCAAGUGGAAAGGCUGGUCCUACAUCCACAACACCUGGGAGAGUAUGGAUUCCCUCACUCUUCAGAAAGUCAAAGGGAUAAAGAAGAUAGAAAACUUCAAGAAGAAAAACGAUGAGCUUAACGCUUGGUUGAGGAAAGCGUCACCUGAAGAUUUAGAAUAUUACAAUUGCCAGCAAGAACUAACCAAUGACCUGAGCAAGCAAUUCCAGAUAGUAGAGAGAGUGAUCGCCACAAGAACAGGGAAAUCACAAGCACAUUCAGAUUUUCCCUCCCAUAAAACCGCUUCCACUGAGCCAGAGUACCUGUGUAAGUGGAUGGGGCUGCCGUAUGCAGAGUGCACAUGGGAGGAUGGUGCUUUAAUCACAAAGAAAUUUCAGGCCUGCGUUGAGAGUUUCCAACACAGAAAUGCCUGUAAGACAAUCCCCUCCAAAGACUGCAAGGUGUUGAAACAGAGGCCAAGAUUUGUGGCCUUGAAGAAGCAGCCUUCUUACAUUGGAGAUGAGAACCUUGAACUCAGAGAUUACCAGCUAGAUGGAGUGAACUGGCUGGCCCACUCCUGGUGCAGGUGUAACAGUGUUAUCUUGGCUGAUGAAAUGGGCCUGGGAAAGACCAUUCAGACGAUCUCCUUCCUGUCCUACCUUUUUCAUCAGCACCAGCUUUAUGGUCCCUUUAUCGUGGUGGUGCCCUUGUCAACCCUUACCUCCUGGCAGAGGGAGUUUGAGACUUGGGCCCCAGAUAUGAAUGUAGUGGUGUACCUGGGAGACGUCACAAGUAGAAAGACAAUCCGGGACUAUGAAUGGAUACACCAGCAGACAAAAAGGAUCAAGUUCAAUGCACUUUUGACCACAUAUGAAAUUCUACUGAAGGACAAGGGAGUGCUAGGGAAUAUAAACUGGGCUUUCCUCGGAGUUGAUGAAGCUCACCGGCUUAAGAAUGACGACUCGCUGCUAUAUAAAACUCUGAUCGACUUUCGAUCCAAUCACAGGCUGCUCAUUACUGGGACCCCACUGCAGAACUCGCUCAAAGAGCUGUGGUCCCUUCUGCACUUUCUUAUGCCUGACAAGUUUGAGUCCUGGGAGGAUUUUGAGGAUGAGCAUGGUAAAGGCAGGGAUAAUGGAUAUCAGAGCCUUCAUAAAGUUCUGGAACCUUUCCUACUGCGUCGUGUCAAGAAAGACGUGGAGAAAUCCUUGCCGGCUAAAGUGGAGCAAAUCCUCAGAGUUGACAUGUCUGCCCAGCAAAAACAGUUCUACAAAUGGAUACUAACAAGAAACUACAAAGCCUUGUCCAAAGGCACCAGAGGCAGCUCUUCUGGCUUUCUUAACAUUGUCAUGGAGCUGAAGAAGUGUUGUAACCAUGGUUUCCUCAUCAAACAACCAGAGGAGGUUGAGAAUGAAAAAGCACAAGAGCACCUACAGAGCUUGGUGCGUGGCAGUGGAAAACUGGUUCUCCUGGACAAGCUUCUCACACGACUGAGGGAGAGAGGCAACCGUGUGCUCAUCUUCUCUCAGAUGGUCCGCAUGUUGGACAUCCUGGCUGAUUACCUGUCUAUGAAACGAUAUCCAUUCCAGCGUUUGGACGGCUCCAUCAAGGGAGAGAUCCGAAAACAAGCACUGGACCACUUUAAUGCUGAAGGCUCUGAGGACUUCUGUUUCCUGCUGUCCACCCGAGCUGGAGGUCUUGGGAUUAACCUGGCCUCUGCCGACACAGUGGUUAUCUUUGACUCAGACUGGAAUCCACAGAAUGAUCUUCAAGCCCAGGCCAGAGCCCACAGGAUUGGCCAGAAAAAGCAAGUGAAUAUCUAUCGUCUGGUCACAAAAAACACUGUGGAGGAAGACAUUAUUGAAAGAGCAAAAAAGAAGAUGGUUCUAGACCAUCUUGUCAUUCAGAGAAUGGACACAACUGGGCGAACCGUAUUGGAUAACAACUCUGCAAAUUCAAAUUCAAAUCCCUUCAAUAAAGAAGAACUGACAGCAAUCUUGAAGUUUGGAGCAGAGGAUCUGUUCAAGGAACCUGAGGGAGAGGAAUCAGAACCUCAGGAAAUGGAUAUUGAUGAGAUCUUGCGGCUUGCUGAAACCAGAGAGAGUGAUCAGGGAUCUAGUGCCACUGAUGAGCUUCUGUCACAGUUUAAGGUGGCUAACUUUACCAUGGAUGAAAGCACACCAGAUCUUGAGGAGAGGGCUGUGCGUGACUGGGAUGAUAUAAUUCCAGAGGAGCAGCGGAAGAAGGUGGAGGAAGAGCAGAAGCAGAAGGAGAUGGAAGACAUCUACAUGCUGCCCAGAAGCAGAAGCUCCAACAAGAAGGCGCAGGCCAAUGACAGCGACAGUGACGUGGGAUCCAAACUGAAGAACAGAUCCUCAGGUUCAGAUAGCGAAACAGAUGACAGCGAGGAUGACAAAAGGCCCAAGCGGAGAGGCAGGCCAAGAGCUCGCAAAAACAACGUGGAGGGAUUUACUGACGCAGAGAUCCGCAGGUUCAUAAAGGCAUACAAGAAGUUUGGAGCUCCACUUGAGAGGUUGGAGGCGAUUGCCCGUGACUCUGAGCUGGUGGAUAAGUCCAUUGCAGACCUGAAGCGACUGGGGGAACUGGUACACAACAGCUGUGUGACUGCAGUACAGGAGCAUGAGGAGCACAUGAAAGAAAACCCUGUGGAAGCGAAAGGGCCAGGGAAAAGACGAGGCAUUAACAUAAAGAUCUCUGGAGUUCAGGUUAAUGCAAAGUCCAUUAUCCAGCAUGAAGAGGAGUUUGAACCGCUGCAUAAAUCUGUGCCUCCAAAUCCUGCUGAAAGGAGCAAAUUUCAGCUUACCUGUCGGGUGAAGACUCCGCACUUUGACGUAGAAUGGGAUAUUCAUGACGACACACAGCUGUUAUUGGGUAUCUAUGAGCACGGCUACGGCAACUGGGACCUGAUCAAGACCGAUCCUGAUCUCAAACUUUCUGAGAAGAUUCUCCUAGAUGACCCUGAUAAGAAACCUCAGGGAAAGCAGUUACAGAUGCGAGCAGACUACUUGCUUAAGAUGCUGAAGAAAGAGCAGGAAAGCCAAGAUGCUAUUAAAGCAGGAGAUGAGCCCAAAACCAAAAAGAGGAAACCUCGAAUCAAGAACAAGGCCCCUAACAAUGAUCUGGUCAAUGAAAUUGCCUCUCCUCGUCUCUCCGAUAACCCAUCAGAAGAGGGAGAAGUGAAGGACGAUGGAGCUGAAAAAUCACCCACAAAGAAGAAACAGAAAAAGGAUAACAAAGAGAACAAAGAAAAAACAGGAACUACUAAAAAAGAAAAGGAGGGGGACAAAGACAAAAGGCGCUCCAAGUCCAGAAAAGAGAAGGCCAAACCAGGAGGAAAAGGAAAGAAAGCUCAGGGCCCCGUGCACAUUACUGCAGGAAGUGAGCCUGUACCAAUUGGAGAGGAAGAUGAUGAGCUGGACCAGGAAACAUUCAGCAUUUGUAAAGAGCGGAUGAGGCCUGUGAAGAAGGCUCUGAAGCAGUUGGAUAAGCCAGACGAGGGGCUGUCGGUGCAGGAGCAGCUGCAGCACACUCGCACCUGCCUGCUGAAGAUCGGAGACCGCAUCACAGAGUGCCUUAAAUCGUACAAUGACCCUGAGCACGUCAAGACCUGGCGCAGAAACCUCUGGAUUUUUGUGUCCAAAUUUACUGAGUUUGGCGCCCGGAAACUGCACAAGCUGUAUAAGAUGGCUCAAAAGAAGCGCUCGCAGGAGGAAGAGAAAGAGCAUAGGAAGAAGGAUGAUCCUGCCAGGAAAAAACCCUUCAGACCUGAACCGUCUGGAUCUAGUCGAGAUUCUACCGGUGCCCAGCCCACAACCAAACCCCAUCCUUCGGUCAACCAUCCACCUGGACCUCCCUCUCACGCCCACCACAGAGAGCAAUACAACCAGCCCAAUAAAAGGCACUUUCCUAAUGAUGAUAGGGGAGAAUGGCAAAGAGACCGUAAAUACAGCUACCCAGGUAACAGCAAUCAGCCCUGGCAAGGGGAUCGGCAUCACCCAUAUGAGCCUCACAGGUACAAGGACCAUCACUAUGGCGACCGUCGUCCUCAUGACUACCGCUCAGGAGGUUACCGUAACAGCGGUUCCCCUCGCAAACGAACCUAUGACCAGUAUGGUAACGAUAGAGAUCAUCGGGGCCAUCGAGACUAUUAUGACAGACAUCCUGACCCUAAGAGGAGGCGUUCGGAUGAGUACCGCUCCCCGAACUACCACCAAGGGGGAGGAGGGCAUCCACAGGACUUCAGAAGGAUGCCUGACCACAGAGGACCCCCUGGAAACCAUGGCCCCAUGGGGCCUGAUCACUACCGCCCCUUCCACCCAGACAAACCCCCACCCCUGAUUGACCCCCGUUCCCCUCAGUCUCAGAAAUCCCCACUUGAGUCGAUCUCACCUGCUUUGGAUAGAACUGCAGAGCAGAAACCUGUGACGGACUUUAAUUGGAACAACAGGAAGACGUGAAGUGAAUAUGUAAUGCAGAGACGGUCUGUACUGCCAAAGGACGUGGCAGAAAGGCCACCCGGGCAAUAAAUGGAGGAGACGUAACCAGCCACCACCAAACUCCUCUUUAUCGCCACUGUGUCCUCCGCUCUCUUCUAGGUUUCGUGACAAGGUUAAGUCUGCCAUUUUGGACUGAGGAGAAAGAACAAGGCAUGGUUAGUCCUGUGGACUAUGAUUGAACUUUAUAAAGUGUUGAAGUUAGAAAGUGCCUCAUGUAUUUGGUCUUUGUUGAGAGUCAUUAGCAGAAAGGGACUACCCCCAAAGCAAACUUUACUUUGAUGUUCAUGUCUUUUUGUGUUAUUUUGGUUUGUGCAAAAAAGGAUUAUUUCAUGAAAGUAGCCUUUGUGGGAGGAGAAAAAAGGAAUCAUUUUAAUUGCACCUUCAGAUGUUAAUUCAUUGUUCUGUUGAGCUAUUCGGUUCGGUUUUGCUCUCUAAAAUACCCAUACCCCUGUGAUUGUACGUCAUUUUGAGGGGGAAUUACAUGUUUUGUCUUUUGAUAUUUGUUAUGAUCAUAUAGGAGUAUUUGUGAUGAGCAACAACUGCAACAAUUAUUUGAAUUGUUUUUCUCAAAAUUAUUGAAUUAGCUAAAUGUGUCUUCGCUAUUGCAGACCCGCCAUUUGUUAAUAUUGUAAUGCUUAGAUGCCCUGUUGGAGGACAGUAGCCUUAUUUAAAAAAAGAUGGAAGAAAAUAAGGCUGAACAGUAUUCAGGGUCCAUGCAGACCUUGUCAGAACACUAGAUAAUCAUAACACGUAAGCUAUCUUUGUCUUUAUUUUCUUACGACUGUAACACUUGGCACCACUCAAGUCCACUUUAUGGUCAGUGCUUGUACUGUUGCAUCUUUUUAUUGCACUAAAAGGACAGUACUUGCUUGUUUUGGACUAUGUAGUGAUGGUAGACAUUACCUGAAUCUGAUUUUCAUGUUUUUUUGAGUUGUUUCUCAGUACGAGUGUGCUGAAACUGAUACCGUUGACCUUUAAGUGGAAACGUGAGUACUGUAUGAAUGGACAGAUGCGUGUUUAGGGAGUGGGCGGGUGUCACAAGCUAUUUUUGGUGAACCAGAUUUUGUGCCAAAACAUUCACAGACUGGCAUGCUGGUAAAUACCAUUCAUUGUUUAUUUGAUGUGUUUCUCCAUCUGUGCCUUAUUCUUAUGUAGGUUCAAACACCGGAUUGAUAUAAGGACAUCUAGCAGUACGGUGCAGUAUUAUGCUGUUAUGUACAAUUUCAAAACAUUUGCCAGGAUGGAUUUUUAACUUGGUGCAUGUUAAGCCAGCUCUGGUGAGUGGGGAACAAUGUGGUGUGCUCAAUUCCAAAACAUCAUGGUAGCAGGACUAGGAGAGCAAGUGAGCUGGUGAGACGUGGACAUGUCUGCUAUGAAAUACUUGAGAUGUGUUAAUUCUUUCCCACCCAAGCUCCUGCUCACACUCCACGGACAUGUUAAGCUUUGAAACAAGCCAAUUUAAAGUAAUUUAUAUUUGUGAAAUGCCACUGUUCAGAUUAAUUGUACUGUACAUAUGUUUAUAGACCUAUAUGUAUUAAACUUUCCUACAUCAUGGACAA
Messenger RNA from Ctenopharyngodon idella (grass carp), 9458 nucleotides. It is a transcript of the gene chd2, whose product is annotated as chromodomain helicase DNA binding protein 2. The transcript has 42 exons. Bases 2737 to 7860 code for a protein of 1707 amino acids. The record is from RefSeq and is a predicted model, not a curated record. Gene Ontology annotation, biological process: regulation of transcription by RNA polymerase II; nucleosome organization. Gene Ontology annotation, cellular component: nucleus; chromatin. Gene Ontology annotation, molecular function: ATP-dependent chromatin remodeler activity; ATP hydrolysis activity; histone binding. NCBI's taxonomy places the organism in Eukaryota, Metazoa, Chordata, Actinopteri, Cypriniformes, Xenocyprididae.